GCGAAGUCUGGGCAAGAGAGGUAGCCUUGGGUGUAUCGAUGAUGGAGUGAUGGGAGGAGCUGGAUAUGGGUCUUGGGCGUGUAGACUUUCUCGAGGGGCUUGUGGUCGGAUCGUCGAGAGAGGGUAUCAGCAACGCGGUUGUCGAGGGUAUGGCAAAUGGUGAAUGUGAACUGGGCAAGGAAGUCGAGCCAUCGAGCUGGGCGUGGGGUGAUGUCUUUCUUGGUGAGGAUGGAAGAAACGAUGGUGUUGUCAGUGCGGAUGGUGAAGUAUUGCCCGUCGAGGCACGGGCACCAGACUGUGAGGGCGUGAAUCACAGCGAGGAGUUCCUUCUCGUUGGAGGGAUAAUUCAUCUUCGCGGGAAGGAGCUUCUUGCUUGCGAAGGCGAUGGGGUAUUUGUCGGGUGGAGCCUCGGGUACAGCUCCAAUGGCGAACUCGGAGGCAUCAGUGGUGACAUGGAAAUGGCGAGUGGGGUCGACGAUCUUGAGGACAGGGGCCGUGGUGAUGGUCUGCUUGAGGAAGUCAAAAACGUGUUGGCAGUGAUCGCUCCAAUUGAAGGGCUCGUCCCUGCGUGUGAGUUUGUGGAGGGGGUAAGAGAUCUCGAAAAAGUUGCGAAUGAAUGGGCAGUAAUAGUUGGCAAGGCCGAGGAAGGAACGGAGUUGGAGGAGGGUCUUGGGCGGGGGGUACUCGACGAGGGUUGUGACCUUCGAGGGGUCCAUACGGAUGCCUUCAGCGGAGACAAUGUGGCCAAGGUAUUCGACGCUCGAAGCGGCAAACGUACAUUUGUUGAGCUUGGAGUAGAAUUUUUGCUCUUAAAGGAUCGAGAGGACUUGGCGAAUGUACUGAAGCCGGUGGAGGAGAGGCCGGCUUUGCGAAUACAGGCUUCAAUGAUGAAGUUGUCGGUGGCACCAAUAUCAAGGAGGGCCCGGAACUUCACCGUCCAUGCACCGAGGGGGACGGAGAUAAACUUGAGCUGGAACUAUGCGGUUCCGGCACAAGCAAAAGAGAUCAUGGUGUUGAGGCGGCAUUGUUCCAAGCCUAAUCUAACAAGUCGAUCGUGUCGUGCUUAUUCCUCAACGAGAUCGGAGAAGGUGGUAGAGAAGGGGUUAGGGAUGAGAGUAGAAGAGUGGGUGCGAAUAGGAAGCUCGACCGACGGGAUAGCAAACGUCGUCAGGAGGGGGGCAAACGGAGUAGACUGCGUCGCCUGGGGGUCGUCCGAUGGGAUUGAGAAGGUUGGCCCAUUGGAGGAAGUAGUGACGUGGUCCUCCAGAGGCGCGACAGUUGAUGACUUCGGCCAUCCACCAUUUGGCGGCAUUGCCGAGGAGGCGGGAAGUGACAAUGGGAAGCCAGUGGACAAGGGGCAUGUGGUAGAGCUUGAAAGAGUUCUGGAGCUGGGUAAGGAAGAGGAAAACGUCCUCGUGGGGAAGGCCGGAGAAGGGCAUGAUGUCAGCGGAUCGAAAGGAACGGGGGAUUUCCCCUUUGCGGAAAACGAUCCGGGCGAGGUUUAAGGUUAUCGAGGGUAGUGUCGUAGCAGGUGUAAUCAAAUUGGCUAUUUUCG
Chara braunii is the source of this 1555-nucleotide messenger RNA. Lineage: Eukaryota; Viridiplantae; Streptophyta; Charophyceae; Charales; Characeae. The record is from the annotation of a GenBank genome assembly.